Molecule: messenger RNA, 1879 nt
Organism: Cercospora beticola
Lineage: Eukaryota; Fungi; Ascomycota; Dothideomycetes; Mycosphaerellales; Mycosphaerellaceae
Product: homeobox domain-containing protein
Biological process (GO): cell differentiation; regulation of transcription by RNA polymerase II
Molecular function (GO): DNA-binding transcription factor activity, RNA polymerase II-specific; RNA polymerase II cis-regulatory region sequence-specific DNA binding
Source: RefSeq, a predicted model, not a curated record
CUCCGCCCGUCGACAACAAUGCCCACGAACACGCCUAACAGACAACAGUGAUGGACCACGCGAACAGUGCAGCUGAAGAGACUCACGAGUUCCCUGACCAUCACCCAAGCAACUCACAAGAUGAUCUGUCAUCGAGUGUAGAUGAGAAAAGACAAGCACGUCAGAAGCGGAAGAGAACCAGCCCUGAUGAUCAGGCAGUACUUGAAGCUGCGUACAAGAAAGAUCCCAAGCCUGACAAGGCUGCACGCCUCCAGCUCGUCGAGCAAGUGGCAUUGACCGAGAAAGAGGUCCAGAUCUGGUUCCAAAACCGCAGGCAAAGCUGCAGACGAAGGUCUGGCCGACCUCUAUUGCCGCACGAAAUCGCGCAAUAUCAUAUGGCGAGGUCGACAGGUCUUGGCCACGACGACCUGGAUGGAUCGCUAGUCGCAGACGCAAACAUGCCACAAUUUGGCGACGAUCUCAGAACGGACAGGAGAUAUGAUCAGACUGCCACCAUAUCGGUAGGCCAAUACGAUGUACCGGACACAGGCGCGGCCCAGGACUCUACAACACCUCCCAACUCGCCGCCGCUAGCCCAGCUGCUCGCCUCAGGACCACCUCUAUCGAGAACAACUUCGACAUCAUCACCCAUAUUGACGAGAGUGCCAACGCACAUAGGCUACCUGGCUAAUCAACGAAGUGCACCCUCGUUACAUCGGAGCUUUUCGGAAAAUGCCACAACCCAUCCUGUAACGAAAGAGACUCCUGCUCCAAAAAGACCUCGCGCUAUCCGCCUGUCAAUGGACUCAGAAGGGAACGCCAUAGUCACCACAAAGGAUACUUCCUCGCCUUCACCACCACGUCCGCCGCAAUCCAUCUUAUUGCCCGAGCCAACUAGCAUACCCACUCCCGCGCUAUCCACCGCCAUGAGUGGCACCAAGCGAUCCACGAAUGGGCGUUCACGGGACUCACGAUCCUGGGAGUUCUGGUGCGACAAAGAGGCGCGCUCUGAACUUGAAAAUGUGGCCGAGAAGGAUUCUCAUGGCUCCGCGGCUGGUGCAAUAGGUCUGCUCCGGUCAGCGUCAGGGCGAAGUGUACUAAGUCCACUCAAUUCGAAGCGUAAUGCUCCAGCGGACAGUCACGGACACUCAGCGAAACGAUCAAAGCUUGGACAUAAGCGUUCUUCGUUACAGCGAUCGCAUACCUCCGCUGGUCGGCUUCAGGGCAAGACAGGCAGCACACACAUGCCAUCGAAACUCAAGCAUUCGGGCUCAGCAAUCACAGUUCGCAGAAGUGGCGCUGAUUCUGACAAAGAGAAUUGGUCGCCCGGUGUCAACUUAGGAUCUGACCCCGCGUCUGACGACUCGAACGAAGCGUACUUGGUGCCUAUGGCUGCCCCAAGGCAGAGUGGUAUCCGCCAAACCUUGUCGCCCAACAAGAAGCCGCGAACUCUCCGGGCCGGUGUGGACGACCCGGAGGCGGAUCCCGAACUGUCCUCAUUCAUGGCGAGAGGCCGUGAAAGCGGUGGCGCAGCGUCAGCAGAUGCGGACCUUGAUUGUAUACAAGGGCUAUUGCGCCUUAGCCAAGGCUCUUGGAAGAGAUAAGACGACUACUUCUUGUAUUCGCCUUGGAAGUAGCAGGCUUGGAUGAGUCUGCAGAAGCCGGUUGGUCCCAACGCUCUGCUGAUGCUGCGUUGAAUGUGAUCGCAGCAUCGGACGUGCCUCAGGGCAGGAAUAGCAAAUCAAUAUGGCACGCGUACAAGCAAGCUCGCCAUAGGCAACGCCAAUGCAUCUGGUAGAAGCCCGUGAAAGCAAUAGAUGCAGCUGUAGCUGUGAACAAGCUCGCAGGUCGUAGGGUAACAGCACCUAUCGCGAGUCACCGAAGCUGUGACUCGGCCGUA